This is a messenger RNA of Amyelois transitella, 5606 nucleotides long. It is a transcript of the gene Isha, whose product is annotated as SR-related and CTD-associated factor 4. Gene Ontology annotation, molecular function: RNA binding. Lineage: Eukaryota; Metazoa; Arthropoda; Insecta; Lepidoptera; Pyralidae. The record is from RefSeq and is a predicted model, not a curated record. Gene Ontology annotation, cellular component: nucleus. The transcript is spliced from 23 exons. Bases 126 to 4337 code for a protein of 1403 amino acids.
CCCACGCCAUUUUAUAAUUUUGGACAUGUUGAUUUGUUCGUGAAGAUGAUUUUCUCCACGCAGUUAUUUAGUUACUAUAAUAUUAUUCAAUAGUUUAGAUAGUGAAUCGAAUAGAAAUAACAAAUAUGGACAUGUCGGAAGUAAAAGCGUUCAAUUCGGAGUUAUCCGGAUUGUACGAUAACAAGCCGCCUAUAUCAAAGGCUAAAAUGAGUGCUAUCACCAGAGGUGCUAUAAAGGCCAUAAAGUUCUACAAACAUGUAGUACAUAGUGUGGAAAAGUUCAUACAAAAGUGCAAACCAGAAUACAAAGUACCUGGUUUAUAUGUGAUAGAUUCAAUUGUCCGGCAAUCUAGACAUCAGUUUGGGCAAGAUAAGGAUGUAUUCGCUCCCAGGUUUGCAAAAAAUAUGCAACAAACCUUCGCAAACUUGUUUAGAUGCCCCCCUGAAGAUAAGCGCAACAUCAUCCGAGUGUUGAACCUGUGGCAGAAGAACAAUGUGUUCAGCUCACAAGUCAUCCAGCCGUUGCUGGACAUGGCCGAUCCUAACCAUCCACUACACCAGGAGGUCCUCGCGCAGCAGAAUAAUACUGCUAAUGGUAGCAGUCUAAAUGUGACACAUAAUUCGGACAAGAAUUCUCCCGCACCAGCUCCAUUGCAUACUCCUCCAGACUCCUCUCCGAUGGGUGAUCAGUUCCAAGACCAGCCAUCCAAUCAGUCGGGAGUGAAAUUCAACCGGAAACUUCUCAACGACUUUGAGUACGAGAGCGAAGACGAGCCGGUGCCGGUGGAGCCCACGCCGCCCCCGCAUUCCGCGCCGCUCCAGUCUCACCACAACCAGAGUCAUCAGAGUCACCAGAGCCAUCAGAGUCACCAGGGUCAUUCGCAUCAGCAACAUCAACCGCAUCAGACGAUCACGGGUCAAAAUCCGGCAGACGUUCUUGGAAGCAUCCUGACAAAUCCCGAAAUCAUGAGGCAGUUGCAAAGUUUACAGCUCAUGACAGGAAUGCAGAUACCCAAUCUAAUGCCCAUGAUGAAUGACAUGCAAAUGCAACACAACCAGAACCAAAAUCUUCCAUUCUUGAAUUCUCAGUCGGAACAACAAAAGCAGACUGAACCCAAAGACGACAUGGCCAACGAAUCUGAUAUAGAAUUCGUCGAGACCGGACCUCAAGUCAUAGAGAUUCCAGACGUGAAUGAUUCAAGGAGCCCGUCGCCGGCGGGCCGGCGGCACCGCUCGCGCUCGCGCUCCCCGCGGCGGCGGCGCGGCGAGCGGCGCGGCGAGCGGCGGCGGCGCGACCGCGAGCGCGACAAGGACAGGGAGAGAGAGAAGGAUCGAGAAAAGAGUUACAAAGAGAGGGAGGCGGAGAAAGAGAAACAGCGGGAAAGGGAGAAGAAAGGAUUGCCGCCCAUCAAGAAGGAAAACCUUAGCGUGUGCAGCACCACGCUGUGGGUGGGCCACCUGUCCAAGCUGGCCACGCCCGAGGAGCUGUCGGACCUGUUCGGCGCGCUGGGCGGCGUCUCCAGCAUCGACGUGGUGGCGCCGCGCGGCUGCGCCUUCGUGGUCAUGGAGCGCCGCCGCGACGCCGCCAAGGCGCGCGCCAAGCUCAACAAGCACAAGCUGCACUCCAAGGAGAUCACCGUGGCGUGGGCUCCAGGGAAAGGUGUGAAAGGUCGCGAGUGGAAAGACUACUGGGAGUCGGAGCAGGGCGUGUCGUACUUGCCGUGGGCGGCGCUGCACCAGCGCUGGGCCCUGGGGGCGCUGUCGCUGGACGCCUUGGAGGACGGCGGCGCUGUGGACGAGGAGACUCUGCCGCCUUGGCUGCCACCAAGGAUAAUCCCAAAAAUGAUGGACAAUAUGUCCAUGCUGGGCCUGCCGCCGUCGUCCGCGGCGAACAUGCUGGCAAUGCCGGCGCCCGGCAUGUCGGGCGGCAUGGCGGGCGGCAUGGCGGGCGGCAUGUCCGGCGGCAUGGCGGGCGGCAUGUCGGGCAUGCUGCCGCCCAACAUUCCGCUCCCGCAGGCCGCCAUCACCAUGCCUGUGCACAGGAUGCCUCCGCCUGGUCUUCCCGCGGGACUCCCUCCAGGGCUGCCUCCGGGGUUGCCGCCCAUGAGACCGCCCACAUUGCCAGCUGGCGUUACAGGUAUGGUAGGCGGAUUCCUAGGUGGUUUGUUGGGUGGCAUUGUUCCCGGCCUGCCUUUGAUGCCACACGCCGCUCCGCAACAGCCACAACACCAGCCCCCGGCCGCCGCCGCCGCCGACGACGCCAUGGAGCUGGACCCCGAGGAGCCCCCGGAGCCCGCCGCGCCGCCCGCGUUGCCCGACCAGCUCCAAGCCCUGCUGUCGAAGCCGCCCCCGGUCUUCAACUCGGCGGAGCCCCCCCCGGGGUUCAACAUCAACGAGCCUCCCCCAUUCAACGCAUCACAACCUCCCCCCACUGAGGAGAACAAGACAGAGGAGGAGAGGAAGUCAGACCGCGACAGGAGAGACCGAGACCGAGACCGCGACCGGCGCGGGGACCGAGACCGGAGAGACCGCGACCGGCGCGGAGACCGCGACCGGAGGGACCGGGAGCGGGACGUGAGAGACAACCGCGAUGACCGCCGCGACCGCGACCGCGACCGGGACCGGGACCGCGGCCGGGACCGACGCGACCGCGACCGCUUCCAGGGCAGGGACAGCAACAGAGAACGCAGCCGCGAUAAAUCCCCCCGCGCCAACGCCGAGAAUCCCGAGAAAUCCCUCCAGGACCGCCUGUGGGAGAUGGCCAACGGGAAGCCUCGCGACGGAGAGAAGGACUUCGAUAUUGAGCGACCCACAGACAGGGAGAGGAACACCCUCAUUGACAGGCUGCCUGCUGGGCACGAUGCACAGGCGGGCGAUGAAGAGGAGAACAAGCCGGCGCUGGCCGGAGCCCCGGGCGCCGCGCCCGAGGGCUGGGCGCCGCCGCGGGCGCCGCUUGCGGGGCCGCCCUUCAGGGCUGAGUUGAGAAUGAGAGGCCCGCCUCGACCACCGAUGCAAGGAGGGCCAUGGAUGGAAGGCCCAGUACAAGGGCCGGGGCCGGGAUUCGGGCCGCGUUUCAACGGAAUGGGCCCACCGCCGCUGUUCAACCGUCCGCCUUUCGAAAGGCCGCCUUUCGAUGGCCCAAUGUUCGACGGACCGCCGCGAUUUGAACGCCCGCCGUUCAAUAGGAUGCCUUUCGAUGGAAUGAACCGGCCGCCGUUUGAUGGCGCGAGGCCGCCUUUUGAUGGGCCCAGGCCGCCUUUCGACGGCCCCAGACCACCGUUCGACGGACCCAGACCACCGUUCGACGGUCCCAGGCAGUUCGACGGACCGUUCGAAGGGGAUAGACCGUUCGAUGGACCUCCAAGGUUUGACGGUCCCCCAGAAUUCUUCGAUAGAGGCAGGCGAUUCGACGAGCGUGAACAAUUCGGCGAUAGGGGUUGGAACGGCGACCGGGACAAUAGGGAAUGGCCCGAAAGGAGAGGGGAAUGGGAUGACCGCAGGAGGGACAGGAGGAGUAGGGAUCACGAAGACAGGUUCAGAGACCGCCAAGAUCGCCAGGACAGACCGGAUCGUCAAGACAGGACAGAUCGUUCUGCAGAUCGCAGGAGGAGUUUCGAUAAUUCCAAACAGGAAGAAAAACCGGCCAGGCCACCGCGAGAGGAAAGAAAUAGAAACAAAGAUAGGAAAUCUAGAUGGGGCGCUGCUGAAGAUGUAGUGGAACCGCAGAUCACAGAAACCGCUGAAGUCACAGCGGAGGAUAGUGAGAACAAGAAUAGUGAAGUUGUCGCUAGUCAAGAGGAACAGAUUGUACAGAAUAAUGAUAACAAUAAGGUUAAUGAAGAAACAGAUAGCAUUGAAAUGCAAAGCGAGGAGAAGCAACAUUUCGAGGAGUCUAAAGUUGAUAAAUAUGAGGACAAGGCUAAUGAUCAGGAUAGUAAUGAUUCCAUACCAAAAGAUGAAGAAAGUACAACAUUUAAAGACUCGGAGAGUAACAGUACACAAGAGGAAAGAUUUAAUGAAGUUGAAAAUCCUGGCGAACAGGAGAAUUUCAACUCCAGUAAUUACGAUAAUGAAGAAAGUAGUAAUCAGAAUAGCACUGAACCCGUAGAAAACGAACCAAUAGAAAGCGAAGCAUCCAAAGAUUCCGCACCUGAUCUAUACGACGCUAGCGAUGCCAUAGACACUAGUUUCCAACCUUCUAUGGAUACUUCUGAACCUGCAGUAGUAGAAAAACAAACUCCUACAGCUCCUGAUGAUGAUAUAUUCAGUCAAGAAAAAGGGGAAGCAAUGGAAGAAAAUGCAGAAGAAAAUGUAGUCGAAAGCAAAGAGGGAGCUUGACAUCGGAAGAAGUGGAAAAUGGGAUAUUUCCAGUGGAAAUGAUUCGGGUGACGUCUUGCCCGAGGACGACAGAGCAAGCGAAUCUUAGCUAUGCGUUCUUUUGACAUUAAACUUAAAAAAAAAGAGUUCUAAACAUAUUGCUUCAUCUUUAAACUUUAUUUGAAAUAAGAACGCAUAACUGAGAGUCGACCGUUCGCCGAAAAUAACGCCAAAGAUUUAUUUUAUAUACAAAGAUCAAAGUUGAAAUAUACGAGUGCCUUAUGGUUACCGAAAACGGUGUUUUGUUUAUCGUCGGGCUGAGAAGAGGAACCGCCUGGGCGCUCAAGUGGAGCGACCCGGGCCAGGUAUGGUCGCUCACUAUAUUUAACGCGCGUCCAGAACAAUUGCACAUCACUAUUCAAAAUGUUGCAACAUUUUUUAUAUUUCGAUUUUUAAAUUGAACAUCGUUUCUCUAUCUGUCAAAAGUUGCAACAUUCCUUUUUCAAAUGACACAGUUGUACUCGGCGGGCGUAAUUUUUUGUCGUUAUUUUAUAAUGUUGAAAUAGAGUUACAUUAUUUUGUUUUAUAUUACUGUUGAUUUUUCAAGACUAUCUGAAAUUUUUUUAACUCUAUUUCGACAUAAUUUAAUAUCGCUAGCAAUGUGUGCAAAAUACCUCGGCGUCCGUCACCCGAAUCGGCCCUGGAUUGAAGACCCAACGAAACCAAGAAGACUCAAGAACUGCGAUCAUCGACAUGUCUCUUUAAAUUCUUCUUGAUGUCUCGAGACUUUUAAUUGAUGUUUUUAUUUUAGGGCUUAACGGUUAUAUUGUACUAUGUGCUAUAUCUUUUUAUUUUGUUUCACUUAGCUUACGUAUGAAAUUGGUCACUUAUAUUCUUACGUUGUCUAAAAUCUAGAUCUAUUAUAGAAUUGAUUCGCUUUGUCUAAAAUAAAUUGGUGGGGGUAGUUGUUACGGUUUAAAAUAUCUAUUUGAUAGAUAACUAACACAUGGAUUAAUGAAAUAUAGGGUAUAUUGUAGUGAUUCAUCAUCACGUUUAGAUUUUACUUUAAAUAAUCGAUUUGAAGCGAACAUCGUGUCGUGUGUACUCACUACUCUAUUGCGUGUCGCUUGUAUAACUUUUUUUAUAAAAUUGAUAUUAUAUGGGCUCAAUUGAUUGAUUAUUUUCGAAGAGCGUUAGGUAUUAGCCCACAUGUAGAUAAGCAAUUAUAAUUUAAAUGCAUGCAACUAUUUCACUGUCAUAUUUGUACUUCAAUAAAAUUAUUUUAAGUCA